Molecule: messenger RNA, 930 nt
Organism: Ruditapes philippinarum (Manila clam)
Lineage: Eukaryota; Metazoa; Mollusca; Bivalvia; Venerida; Veneridae
Product: fibropellin-3-like
Exons: 9
Molecular function (GO): calcium ion binding
Source: RefSeq, a predicted model, not a curated record
AUGGCGUUUAUUUCAAAUAUGCUCAUUGUACCAGUAAGGUCUUCAGAUGGUGUAUGUUGUAGAUAUGUACAUCGUACCAAUGUGAAUGAAUGUUUGACAAACCCAUGCCUCAAUGGUGCCUCAUGUUUUAAUAAACAUGGAUCAUAUGAAUGUCAGUGUAUUGCUGGUCGUACUGGUGUAAACUGUGCAGAAGAUAUAAAUGAAUGUCUAAACAAUCCAUGUUUAAAUGGCGGAACCUGUACUAAUACAAUAGGUUCUUAUAUAUGUCAAUGUUUACCACAAUGGACUGGUCUACGUUGUGAAAAAGAUGUGAAUGAAUGUUUGACAAACCCAUGCCUUAAUGGUGCCUCAUGUUUUAAUAAACAUGGAUCAUAUGAAUGUCAGUGUAUUGCUGGUCGUACUGGUGUUAACUGUGCAGAAGAUAUAAAUGCAUGUCUAAACAAUCCAUGUUUAAAUGGCGGAACCUGUGCUAAUACAUUAGGUUCUUAUAUAUGUCAAUGUUUACCACAAUGGACUGGUCUACGUUGUGAAAAAGAUUUUGAUGAAUGUGUGCAAAAUCCUUGCAUCAAUGGUGGAACAUGUUAUAACAAUGAAGGUUCAUAUACAUGCUACUGUUCACCAGGCUUUACCGGACGUAACUGUAAGAUAUAAAUAGAUGAGUGUUUAACCAAUCCUUGUUUAAAUGGUGCUACAUGUAUUAACAAUGUUGGUUCAUACAUAUGUCACUGUCCUGAGGGAUAUACAGGGAAAAACUGUGAGACAGAUGUGAAUGAAUGUUUGACAAACCCAUGCCUCAAUGGUGCCUCGUGUUUUAAUAAACAUGGAUCAUAUGAAUGUCAGUGUAUUGCUGGUCGUAGUGGUGUAAACUGUGCAGAAGAUUUUGACGCACAGACAUGUCUACGUCCAUGCGAGGCGGUUGACAUUAUUUGA